AUGGUCGCCGUGGCGGGGGCGGCGGUGGCGGCGGAGCUGUGUGGAGCAUGGACUUCGUCCGAAGCUGGCGGGGUGAAGCACGGCAUCUAUGGCGCAAUAGCUGCUUUGAACCGGGCCUUUGGAAAGGAGCAGGGAAUGCUGGGACAGUGUUGCGACGACAAGGCGGUCGUGGCCUCAUCUUGGUCUUUCAACAUGUUUCUGUUUCUUUGGAACCCUGUCCACGUGGAAGGCCACCGGUCAAAGGUCACACAAGCCACGGCUGACGACGUCAAGUUUGAACGACACGACAAGGCUCAAGCAGAAGCAGCAAGGGUCGUCGUCCGUGAUGAGCAGCUAGGAAGGGUAGUGAGGUGCCGGCGCGCCGGGAGAAGACCUUCCACAAGCCGAUCUCCAUCGCUUAUUGCAGAGUGGCAGCGUGGCUAG
Molecule: messenger RNA, 423 nt
Organism: Colletotrichum costaricense
Lineage: Eukaryota; Fungi; Ascomycota; Sordariomycetes; Glomerellales; Glomerellaceae
Exons: 3
Coding region: 1-423 (140 amino acids)
Source: RefSeq, a predicted model, not a curated record